AUGAGCAGAAAGCGGCAGCUAACGAUGGAGGAGGCGUUUGGUGCUGGUGGUACCAUCAGAAGGUCGGUGGGUGAUGGCCAUGAGGAAGGUGGAGGUGAUCUGCCUCUGCCUUCAGUUGGCAAAAAGCCUGAGGCUACGGCUAAAGCUAAGUCUAAACAUCUGGCCGUUGGCGGGAGUCCUUGCCGCGCACGUCGCUCCAGAGCCGCCGCACGCAGUUCCAGUGGUCCACGUCGGUCCAGAGAAAGUUCCUCGUCGGAUACAGGCUCUUCAGAGCUAUGGGAACCUGAAGCUGACCCAAACAGCAGUGACUCAUCCCCCGAUUCCCCCAGAGCAACCGGCAGAGCAGUAAGCAGAGUGCUGGGCCAAUCCAGGAGUACUAAUGCUGGUAAAAGGAGGCCUACAGGCGCUACAUUGAGCAGAGGCGCUGCCAGCGUCCAGGAUGAGGACGAGGAGGACAUCGAGGACAUCGAGGACGAGGAGGACGAGGAGGACAUCGAGGACAUCGAGGACAUUGAGGACAAGGAGGACGAGGAGGACCACAACGAGGAGAACGAGAGCUGCCUGAGGAUCCAGCAGGGGAACAGUAGAACACUCAACAUUUCCUACAGUGCAGCGUGA
This is a messenger RNA of Knipowitschia caucasica, 618 nucleotides long. The record is from the annotation of a GenBank genome assembly. Lineage: Eukaryota; Metazoa; Chordata; Actinopteri; Gobiiformes; Gobiidae.